Molecule: messenger RNA, 3213 nt
Organism: Stegostoma tigrinum
Lineage: Eukaryota; Metazoa; Chordata; Chondrichthyes; Orectolobiformes; Stegostomatidae
Gene: tlr7
Product: toll-like receptor 7
Exons: 2
Coding region: 1-3213 (1070 amino acids)
Biological process (GO): positive regulation of interleukin-6 production; canonical NF-kappaB signal transduction; toll-like receptor signaling pathway
Cellular component (GO): plasma membrane
Molecular function (GO): protein binding; pattern recognition receptor activity
Source: RefSeq, a predicted model, not a curated record
AUGACAGUACUAAUCCUGGUAGUUGUGAACAGUGCACCUGUCCUGCUGAUUCAUGUCCUCUUUCUAUUUACCUCAGUUUCAAAAUCAACUGCUAACAUAUGGUUUCCAAAAAGUCUCCCUUGUGACGUGACAAAAAAUGGCCCUGCAGUGGUUGUGGACUGCAGUGAACGUGAACUUACACAUGUACCAACUGGCUUUCCCUCAAAUGCCACCAACAUCAGCCUGACUAUUAAUCACAUCCUUGAAGUACAUAGCACGUCUUUUUCUGGAUUAAGUAACCUCACUGAGAUUGACUUAAGGUGUAACUGUGUGCCUGUCAGACUUGGUCCCAAAGACAGAGUGUGCACUAAGCCCUUGAGGGUACAAAAAGGGGCCUUCUCUUCCUUGCCAGCCUUGAGAUCACUCUACUUGGAUGGGAACCAACUAAACGAGCUGCCUGAAGGCUUGCCCCAUACUCUGACAAUGCUGAGUCUAGAAGCCAACAGCAUCUUUGUCCUGACUAAAGCAAACCUUUCAGUGAUGUCAAACCUGGAGGCCAUUUAUCUAGGUCAGAACUGCUACUAUCGCAACCCCUGCAACACCUCCUACCAGAUUGAACAAGAUGCUUUCUACGGUCUUAGCAACCUCACCAUCCUGUCGCUCAAAGACAACAACUUGACCUAUGUACCUGGAAAACUGCCAUCUAGUUUAAAGCUGCUUCUUCUGUACAAUAACAUGAUCAAGAAAAUCAAUGAGAAGGACUUUGCUGAGCUGCCCGAGCUGGAGAUCCUAGAUUUGAGUGGCAACUGUCCCCGCUGCUACAAUGCUCCAUACCCUUGCCAGCCAUGCCAGUCUCCAAGUUAUAUCCAAAUACACCCUAAUGCUUUCCAAACACUAAAUAAAUUAAAAGUUCUGCGUUUGCAAAGCAAUUCGCUCUCAGCAGUAUCUAGUUCUUGGUUCAAAAACACUUCCAACCUGCAAAUGCUGGACUUGUCCGAGAAUUUUCUGUUAAAGGAAAUCGGCAAUGCUGCUUUUCUGAAAUAUCUGACCAAACUAGAGGUAAUUGAUCUGUCCUUUAACUACGAGCUAAAGCUGUAUGCAAAGUAUCUGAAUCUUUCCCAGAACUUUUCCAAGCUCAAGUCUCUCCAAAGUUUAAGAAUCAGGGGCUAUGUUUUCAAAAGUCUGAAGGACGAGUAUCUGAAGCCACUGGGGAAGCUCAGGAACCUCAAGUUCUUGGACCUGGGCACCAACUUCAUCAAAGUGGCCAAUCUGCAGAUCUUCAACAUGUUCCAGGGUAUGAAAGUACUCGACCUGUCGGAGAACAAAAUCUCGCCAUCCUCUGGCGAGCCAUUGGGUGCCUGGUGUGGGUCCAAUGAACCUAGCCAGGCGGCUGGCGCCUUUUACGGCUGGUCCGAUCAGAUACAUUACUUCCGCUAUGACGGCUAUGGCCGGAGCUGCAAGUUCAAGGCGGAGAAGGAGGCCAGCUACCCGUUUGUGCCAUCCCGCCAGACCGGGUGCAGUCGCUACGGCUCCACCUUGGACCUGAGCAGGAACAACAUUUUUUUCGUGGGGCCUACGCUCUUCGAAGGCCUUUCCUCCCUGCGGUGCCUCAACCUGUCUGGCAACGCCCUCAGCCAGACCCUCAAUGGCAGCGAGUUUCAGCACCUGCCAGACCUUCUCUACCUCGACCUGUCCAACAACCGCAUCGACCUGCUGUAUGAGACAGCCUUCCAGGAGCUCAAGAAGCUGCGGGUGCUCGACCUCAGCCACAACAGCCACUACUUUGAGAUGGAGGGGCUGACCCACCGCCUGGGCUUCAUCCAGAAUCUGACGGCACUGUCCAAGCUCUUCCUGAACGGGAACGCCAUCCACUCAUCGGCCGACACGGUGCUGAGCAGCCGGUCGCUCCAGGUGCUGGAGUUCCGCGGUAACCGCCUGGACUACAUGUGGAGGGACGGCACCGACCGCUACCUGCGCCUCUUCAGGGGCCUCGAUAACCUGACUCGCCUUGACCUGUCGUCCAAUUUUCUCAGCUUCGUGCCACUGCCCGUCUUUGAGCAUCUGCCGCCACAGCUGGAGGAGCUGGUGCUGGCCGCCAACCAACUGCGCUCCUUUCACUGGAAGGGCCUGCAGCACCUCAACUCGCUGCGCCUGCUUGACCUGGGCAGGAACCAGCUGAGCUGCGUGCCCAGGUCGCUCGCUGACUGCACGGCCGGCCUCCGCUGCCUGGUGCUGGCCGACAACCGCAUCACCCACCUGGGGCGCUAUUUCCUGCGCGGCGCUGCCUCGCUCAGGGAGCUCGACCUGAGCAAGAACCGCCUGCGGACGAUCGACGCGUCGAGCCUGCCGCCGCCUCGACCGUUGGAAGAGGCGGGGAAGGGGUCGUGGGCGGGGCUGCGCGUGCUGCGGCUAGAUGGCAACCCGUUCGCGUGCAGCUGUGACGCCGCCUCCUGGUUGGCCUGGUGGUUCAACCGCACCAGCGUGCACGUGCCACGCCUGGCCACCGGCGUGACGUGUGCGUCACCGCGGGUGCACCUGGGCCGCAGCGUGCUGAGCCUGGACCGGCGCGCGUGCGAGCUGGACUCGCUCGGCGCCGGCCUGCACGCCGCCACCGCCGGCCUCACCAUUUUGCUGCUCUUCGUGUCACUGGCAGCCCAUCGUCUCUCUUGGCAUGCCCGCUAUGCCUACCACCUGUGCGGCGCCAAGCUGCGGGGCUACCGGCGCCUGCCCUCGUCGCCGUCCGCGAGCACCCCUUACGCAGCCUUCGUGGCCUACGACACCCGCGACUCACUGGUCACCGACUGGGUCCUGAAGGAGCUGAUCACCCACUUGGAGGAGACAGGCGACAGGCGCCUUUGCCUGUGCCUGGAGGAAAGGGACUGGGUGCCGGGCCGCUUGAUCUUGGAGAACCUCUCGCACAGUAUCCACCGCAGCAGGAAGACCGUCUUCAUCCUAACCCGGCCUUACAUUGCUACCGGGCAGUUCCGCACCGCCUUCCACAUGGCGUACCAGCGGCUGCUGGAUGAGAAGCUAGACGUGAUCGUGCUGGUCUUGCUGGACAAGGUUUGGCAGCGCUCUCGCUACCUGCGGCUGAAGAAGAGGCUGAGCCGCCACUCGGUGCUCGAGUGGCCCCGCAAUCCCCGCGCCCAGCCCCUCUUCUGGCAGCGCCUGAGGAACACCCUGACCGCUGACAGCCGCCUACAGCAUGGCAAACUCUUCAACGAAAUUGUCUAG